Momordica charantia (bitter melon) is the source of this 1218-nucleotide messenger RNA. The record is from RefSeq and is a predicted model, not a curated record. Lineage: Eukaryota; Viridiplantae; Streptophyta; Magnoliopsida; Cucurbitales; Cucurbitaceae.
GUGGUGAUUCCAUCUCAAUCAAACUUUAAAAAUAACUUUUCCAUUUUACACCAAGUACCAGAAGGUCAUGUGGGGGUAUAUUGGAGAGGAGGUGCCCUUUUGAAUACAAUAACGGAUCCAGGUUUCCACCUGAAGCUGCCUCUGUUAACCCAGUUCGUGCCUGUUCAAGUGACCCUCCAGACUGAUCAAGUAAGGGAUAUUCCCUGUGGUACUAAGGGGGGUGUAAUGAUCAACUUCGAGAAAAUAGAGGUUGUCAAUCGUCUCCGCAAGGAAUAUGUGUAUGACACUCUGGUCAACUAUGGGGUGAAUUAUGAUAACAUAUGGAUAUAUGACAAGAUUCAUCAUGAGAUCAAUCAGUUUUGUAGCUCUCACAGUCUUCAGCAAGUUUACAUUGAUGUGUUUGAUCAGAUUGACGAAAAGAUGAAAGAUGCUCUCCAAGGUGACUGUACACGUUAUGCUCCAGGUAUUGAAAUCGUCAGUGUGCGUGUAACAAAACCUACCAUCCCAAAUUCUAUCAGAAAGAACUUUGAAGACAUGGAAGUGGAACGCACAAAGGUUUUAAUCGCCAUAGAGAGACAAAGGGUAGUGGAGAAAGAAGCAGAGACCAAUAAGAAAAUGGCAAUUAGUGAAGCCGAGAAGAAUGCCAAUGUUAGCAGGAUCCUCAUGGAACAGAAGUUGAUGGAGAAGGAAAGUGCCAGGAGGCAGCAAGAAAUUGACAACCAAAUCUAUCUUGCCCGUGAAAAAAGCCUUGCGGAUGCCAAUUAUUACCGUGUACUAAAAGAAGCUGAGGCAAACAAGCUGAAGCUUACACCCCAGUUUCUUGAGCUUAAAUUUAUCGAGGCCAUUGCUGAUAAUACAAAGAUUUUCUUUGGGGAUAAGGUUCCCAACAUGGUUUUGGAUCAGAGGCUGCUGGGAAACUUCCUGCAUGAGGUAUCAGAAGGAGUAUCAAGAAAAGCAUCUGGAGAGGAAACCUUUGAAAUGUAGAUCCAAGAUACAUCUUCUAAUGUCAAGAAUGCAGAUGGUUGAUUGUGAUCUCCGUAUCAUGUUCUACCAGAUAAGUCAAAUGAGAAGCAAGUUUCAUGACGUCAUAUAUUGGAAUCUCCAUUUUUGUAGUUUAACAAGGAAUUUUGAUUCACAAAUUUUGAGUAUGUUGCUUAGAAACGUGAAUUGAUGGUUCUUUUGAAUAAAAUAAUUUCAAUAGAGUUAGAAUAAAAACAA